Molecule: messenger RNA, 1467 nt
Organism: Acytostelium subglobosum LB1
Lineage: Eukaryota; Evosea; Eumycetozoa; Acytosteliales; Acytosteliaceae
Exons: 1
Source: RefSeq, a predicted model, not a curated record
CAUCCAACAAUAGAAAGUAUGAAGGUUAGGUAUACCAAACCAAUACAAUAUGGUUCGGAUUCAUCAUCAUCAACCAUCACAAAGUUGGUAGUUGAUUUGGGAUCAAACUCACUUCUGUCCAGCAUCCUGAGACCAUCAAUCACUCAUCUUUCCAUGAUCGUCUAUCGCGAUACACUUAACAUGGACACCCUGGCCAAAGUGCCAUCACUCAAACGGUUGGGCAUCUACAGGUACUUUAACCAGCAGAUUGAGCCUGGUACAUUGCCAUCAUCAAUCACCAGGCUCUACCUGGGCAUCAGCUUCAACCAGCCAAUCACUCCAAACAGUCUCCCUCAAUCUCUUACCAAGUUGGAGUUUGGAUGGAGUUAUGAUCAGGAGUUCAAAGUUGGCUCACUGCCAUCAUCAUUGAAGAAGCUAUUGAUGGAUGUCAAGUACAAUCAAACAUUCGGGGUAGGAGUACUCCCUGCCAAACUCAAAGUACUCAAGCUUGGUCUAUAUUAUAAUCGCCCAUUCAUUCCUGGUGCACUACCAACAUCACUCCAGCAAUUGACAUUACUUGGCACGAACUACACUCAUGACUUGGUAGGCGAGGGCAUACUUCCAAGCUCCCUUCUGCAUCUACGUGUGUGCACGAGCUUCAAACAGAUUGCCCAACUCAAGUCCAUGGCACUCAUAUCACUCCAUUGGUCGGGCAGUGAUUGGGAUACUUCCAGCCAAACACUACCUAUGACAAUGGCAAGCUCUUUGAGAUCACUAUCUUUGAACUUUGGAUUUAAUCAAGUGAUUGACAAUUUCCUUCCAGCGGGCAUCACCAAGUUGGAGCUUGGCCAGGACUAUUCAAAACCGAUCACACCUGGAUCACUUCCACCAACUCUUACCAAUCUCAUUUUUGGAUCUGGCUUCAAUCAUCCCAUCGAACCAAAGACGCUACCAAACUCAAUCACCGACCUUAAGUUUGGUUGCUAUUUUAACCAACCUCUUACUGAGGACAACUUGCCAACUGGCCUCAUCUCAUUGAGACUGCGCAGAAAGUUUAGUUUUGACCUGGAUUGGCUACCUGAGACCCUUGUCAAUCUGGAAUUCUCUGACAUGUAUCAAAUCAGAUUGGUCAAAUGCAUUGGCAACACUAUGGCGCGUCAAAGUUAUCACUUUGAGUCGAUCAAGGUCAUUGAUUUAAUGCAAUUUAGAGAAUCAUUUAUUUGUAGAUAUGAUGUCGAUGAUAAUGUGGAUGGUUUAUUGACUGAAGUGCCAGCCCCAAUGGUCAUUGCAUCGGACACACUGUAUAUAGAAAUGAACCCAGAGGACAAUGACGAUUGUUAUGACAUUAGUACAUGUCAACAAUAUCCAACACUAGGAUUGAUCUGUUGCGUUAGUUUCAUGUUGCAUUUAUUUCCAAAUGUCAAUGUUAUUGAAUUCCAAGCAACCAGUUGUAUAUAUCGACUAAGAUUGAUUGAUAACAAUACCGCC